Penicillium manginii is the source of this 1176-nucleotide messenger RNA. RefSeq lists its product as uncharacterized. The record is from RefSeq and is a predicted model, not a curated record. Lineage: Eukaryota; Fungi; Ascomycota; Eurotiomycetes; Eurotiales; Aspergillaceae. The transcript has a single exon. The coding region runs from base 1 to 1176 and encodes 391 amino acids.
AUGUGCUUAUGGGAUCGUCCAGGCCAAUGCUUGCCUCAAGAGCUUCCGCCUCUACUAUUCCGUUGGUGGAACAGGAACUCUCAUGGCCUAAACACUCGGUCAUUGUUGAUGGCUGCAGCAUUCGCCAAAGCAGAGUCACCAGCGGAGCGCGUCAUGCUAGAAAGCAUUGGACGUGAGGAUUUCCUGCUUGCCUUCAAGAACCAUGUCACACGAGUGCAUGUCGACACCCCAUUUAUUUCCACAUUCAAAUCUCCGUUAGCACCAAUACACAGAGCCAUUCGACACCAAGAGGGCGCGGUAAUCUCUGUGAUUGACCCGUCAAAGCUAGAAACAGGUUUGUUCAAAGCCUUCCCUCUGGUUGAGAUGACAGGAACCGCACUCAGGAAAUGGAAAGGAUUCGGCGAGUACGAAGUAUGGGAGAAGAUCGAGGGACCUGCAAUUGUGUGUACAUUUAAUAUCCUCACGCUGGCUCGUAUCGUUCAAGACAAUCCGGUCAUCAAAGAAUUCGUGCAACUCCAGAUAAUUCACAGUUAUCGUCGAUGCAGCAAUGCCCUACAUGCCCGGCUCAAAAGCACUCUCAGGUCUCACCACAACCACGACAUGGCAUUGUCACAGCUCAUGGAGCUACUUGAGGUUCCUAAACAGUACCGGGCUGAAAUGUGCAAAUCAUUCAAGGAAUCAUGGCUCGAGAAUGACGUGAUGGACCAGACAGAGAGAGAACUAUCUCGAAGUCCAUCUCCACGGAACGACGUUUACGUUCACCCGGUGGAUAUACCGGUGCUCCCAUACCCCCUUCCACUCACCCCUCUACCGAGAUACCGGAGUUCUCACUCGGAAAAGUCCUACAAACCCCCGAGAUACGACGAGGAUACGGAAGGGGAGUCAAGUGAAGAAGAGGAGGGCUCCCAGUCUCCUACGGCGCGAUGCCCUCGACAAGACACACCAAGCGAUGGGUUUUCAGUUCAGGACGAAAGUGACAGUGACGACGACGAUGCUUACCGGAGAUUCAAUGCGAGGCAAUUCAGAGCUCAUCCACCCAUCCCAAUUAAUUUUGCGAGACGGGAGGAGAUCGAAGAAACACCCGAACUGUCGGAUAUGGAAACGGUCAAUGAGUGGCAGUCGGAAGGAGAACAAGUCAAUGAAUGGCCAUCGGAAGGAGAACACUACCAAGUUUAA